This is a messenger RNA of Mycena indigotica, 2961 nucleotides long. RefSeq lists its product as uncharacterized. The coding region runs from base 61 to 2961 and encodes 966 amino acids. The transcript is spliced from 9 exons. NCBI's taxonomy places the organism in Eukaryota, Fungi, Basidiomycota, Agaricomycetes, Agaricales, Mycenaceae. The record is from RefSeq and is a predicted model, not a curated record. Gene Ontology annotation, biological process: regulation of DNA-templated transcription.
AAACCACCACCUGGCCACUUAUCUUCUGGCUGCACUCCAUGGCCCUGCAACACUAGCAGCAUGGACCUGCAUAUAGACAAGAAGCCCAGACUCGAAGAAUGUAACCCGAUUACUGAAUAUGAGGAGGACGAGGAGUUGCUGCAAGACAUCAAGGCAGACAUUGACCUAGAGAUUGGUCUCAGACAACGCCUGCUCACAACUGUGGAAGCGCGAAUAGAAUGGGCAGAACUUCUUUGUCAGGCAUUAGAAAGCGACAACCUUCCUGACGACUUGGCAGCAACGAUAGACUUCAAGAGUGCUGCUCUCAAUGCAUUUUCUGCCAUUGAAGCGCCAAUAGAGGUCCUCUUUUCGCGCGACGUUCCUGCCCCUUCCCUCCAUACGCGGCCUGUCACUCGCAAGAAGCCCACUCUGCGCACCCAGCUGCCCAAGAAAUCCGUCAAAUUUCUGUAUACUUUCCUCGAUAAUAGUGCAGCACCCAGUAUUCUUCGUUGUCCACUAUGUUUCCGGACCGACUUCAACUCCCUUCAGGGACUGUUCAACCAUGCGCGGGGAACCCACGACCUCGGCUGGAGCUCGCAUGAAGAGUGUGUGCGACAUUGUGCUUGUACCCCAGAAGAACUCGAUGACCCCGGCGUCGACUUCACCAAUCUAGAGCUAGGGUCCGAGGUCAGCUUUGGCUCGGGCGGUAUGGGCUUGCGCGGCAUCUUCGAACUGGCUGUUGGUGGGGAUGCUCCACUGGAUUUCGAAGGAGAGACCGCCUUGAGCAGGACAUUGGGCUUACACUCCCAGACACCAGCCCUUGCCUCUUUUCUCGGGAAACAACCCAUCCGACGGGGUGUUACGGUCUGGGACCCAGAGGCCGAUGUUGAUAUUGAUGGAGCCGGCGACGAUACCAGGACCUCAUCUUCAAACCGUCGUUGGCGAAUGCCGUUUUCUCAUCGAAAUGUAUUCAAAGACAUGCCCGUCAUCUUAGACCCUCUUCCUGCACCGCCAGCAACAGAUUCAGCCACAACUGCUACUGCAGAAACUCGUUUUCACGUAACGACCCGGGUUGUCGUAGCUGAUCGUAGUCUCUGGAUUCCAACAGAAGCGCGAACCAUGACAGACACUCACAAAUGGAUGAUUUCAAUCGAUGCUCCUUCUUAUGCUCGCCAUAUUACGACCGUCCUUGAACGUUUGGUUGUGCAUGGUCCCACCGGUCAACUGUCUACCACCUCGCCUCCUUAUGUUAUAAUUGGAACUGCGCGCGAACCAUUCUUGGCCAAAAUCGAGCUCUAUGUUGGUGCCUCAGAGAACAAGCUUCCUCAACAAAUUAUGCUCGAGCAUUGGGUUGAGCUUGACGGCAUGCAAAGCCGGAGCGUCGCUUUUGGCGAGGAACAGAUGGUCGACCUUGACCUUCAUCGUACAACUGUCUUCCUCCCCCAAAGAACUGGAUAUAUUCCUGUGCAUUCUAGGGCUUUAUGGGACAUGGACAUUGACAGGGAUCGGCGGACGACUUUAGAAGCAGCCAGCGUCCUACCACCAGUUGAUCUAUCGAGCUCGAAGGACCCAAGAAAUCGGACUCGCAAUGUCACUCUCCCGAAAACCAAGAUGCUUGGCAGCUGGGAGAAUGCUCUACGUGCCUUGCUCGAACGAUUUCCACUGACCUUGCAAGAUGUGAAGGGAGGCAAGACACCAGUCCCAGCACUUCCGUACCGUCUUGUCACUACUCCGAAGAAGUUCUCCAGCUUAGUGUUGGGUCGAAGGAAAGCCAUCGAGUGGGGUCGCUCAGCAGCAAUGUGUGCCGCUUACAAUGAGGCCUUGAAAUCUGGACUCACCGAAGACACCACUGUGCUCACUACAGCCGAUGUUUUCUCCUGGCUGCACACUAAUGGUCAUUUCCCUCGCGGAGCUGCUGCUAUCAAACACGAGCAGACGAUGCAGAGCUACAAAGUCGCAUUCUGCUCUGUUUGCGGGCUGUCCUUCCGAGCUCAUUGUGUUGCGGUCGAGGGAACGCAGUCGCAGACGAUGGAGUCGUUCACAGAGGGUUCCGAAUGCAAAAUCAUUACAGCCGAGUGGCGGGUUGCGCGGAUGCCGAUGGUGGAUGCCCAUCGAAUACUUAAGCGACGGCCAGCCUCGACUUUACCAUCCGCGUCGCAAAGUCCAACCUCACCACAUUCGUCAGAACCCCCAGUUCUGCCUGUGCCCGCUCCUAGGAAUGCCAAUAAUGAAAACUGGGACUCUCGUUCUGCACGCCUUGCGUUGACUGCUGACCCGCAUCUGGUCAGAGCUAUUUGUCGGCAAACAGAACGACUUGGUCUUCGCACAUUUCCUUCCAUUCGACAAAUCUUUCAGGACUAUCCUCUCCCCGUGAAAAUGCGCACCGAUAUUGCCCCACACGCGAUGUUGGCCAUUACUCUGAAGCCAUUUAUCCGUGCCCUAAUCAAUACCGCCCUGGCUGUGUCCACUCAGGACAACACCCUCGCCCGCCAGUUGGCGCAGGUCGAACAACGAGGAAAGCGGAAUCUGUCCGCUCUAGAGCCGUUCGCGACGAAACGGAUGUUGAUGCCCUCGCAUGUGCUGAGAGGUGUCGUCGGGCGGAGCUGGGACUGGUCGGAUCAAUCCGGCAUGGCGAUUAUGGGCGUCGUUUCCCGGUUGGGAGUCCCGCUUGAACGGCCGCCAGGUUCAGCGCCGGCCGUGCCUCCAGUCGCUACGACACCGAUGCCGCGACAAUUGGUUAAGCCCCAACCAUCAAGGCUGGUGGUUGGCAACGGUCCCCGGCCUCCUGCGGGAAGCUAUAUCGUCUCGCCGUCUUACUUCAAGACAGAACCACCGCCACGACCGGCUAUUGGAACGGGUUGGAUACCGGCAGACGCCACUUUUCGGCCGUCGGUUCAGCCUAGACUCCCAGUUGGCAUGGCCGUUUCAGCUCGCUCGUCAGUAGAAAAAAACUUUGUACAAGUUAAAACAGAACAGGACUAG